AUGGUGUUAACUCACAUCUUAUCCUACCUGCAGACCACAAAGCAUCUCCAUCAGCAGCUGCUCCAGGUUCAGAACAAAGUCUUGGAUGACUUUGACUCUUUCCUGGAGAUGCAGUUCGACGCCAGAGACAAAUCUAAGGCAGAGCUGAAUGAAGAGACAGAAGACACAAAGAAGAAUUUCCUCAGUACUAUGACACAAAUAUCUACAGAACUGUCCUUGCUCAGUCAGCAGAGGGAAAGUCUGGAGAAGAAAGUCACAGAAUCUGCGAUCCCUUCACAAAAGCUUGCGGAUAAAUCCCAGAAUGGAAGGUUGAAGACCCCCAACUUGAAAAUCAAAGAGUCCCAGGAGGUGAGGGAAGAUGAGAGUAAUGAAGAAUUUGUCUCAUUGGAACUGGACCCUAUUGAAACCCUACUGAGCCGAUAUGCAGCCAUGAUCUACCUGAGCAGAGACAAUGGAAGGAUCUAUGAAGAGGUGUCCGGAGCUUCUGUCUGUAACAGCUGCGGAGAAAAGACUUUCCUCUGUCCUCACAAAAUUGUGACUUCCAGUGAGAUUAUCCUCCCCUCACACUGCACUCACAUCAAGAUCUGCAGGCCUCAUGUGCACCAGUGUGCUUUAUCUGCUAAACUGAAAGGUAACGGGGCGAGAACGAGUGAAGCCGAUGCCCCCGGGAGACUAAGAUCUGUGAUAUCCCAGAAGGCCCUGGGAAACGUCUCCAGCCAAUCAACAGCAUCCCCCAGCAGCUGGCAGGGAAUCUGGGCUCCGGUGAUGCUGGGGAAACAUUUUGAGGAGCAACUGAUGUUGAAGAGAGAAGUACCGCGGAUAAUAUCUCUGGACCUCUGUCUGUCUCUCACUGAACAACUUCUGGCUGCUCUUCUGCUCCAAGCCAAUGGGAAAUUACCCAGCGUCCGACUUCUGUCCAUCCAGGAGCUGCUCUGGGACCUGCUGACAAAACGUUAUCUAGAGGAAGAGAUCAGUAUUCUUGGGCUCCAGGACUUUCUGACUGCGGUGGAGAAAUAUUCUGCUGAUAGUCAGAUUGUCAGCACACUGGGCCACGUUCUGCAGGGACAUUUGGAUCCAGCUGCCCUUCGUUACGCCCUGAUACAGACUGAAACUCUAGACCCGGUUUCCCUCCCGGAGGCUGUUCACUUCCAGUCCUUUAUACAGCAACACUACCCAUUCCUACAGGAAGUGGAGCGAGAUACUUUGAUUCUAGAGUUCACUGCCUACAGUGGGAGAUCCUCCACCCCCACCUCCAUAAUCGGAUUUAUUUUGCUGCUGAUUCUACGGCACAAGGAGCCACUUAUCUUAGAGUGCAAAGAUACGUUGACGAUGUUUGCCAAGAGCCAGAGCGGAUCUCUAACGGCUGAAGAACUGUCCAGGGCUUUUGAUGAUCUGGUUCCUCUAAGCAACAAGGCCGAAAGACAAUUCUUGAUCCAGCAGAGUUCUGCAUCCUUACAGAGCGAGCGCAUCCCAGUCCAGCGAGCUGCACAUAUUGUGGCAUACUUGAUGAAAAAGGACGAAAUAUGGAAGAAGAGGGACCCAUGCCAAGUGCCUGGUGAGAAGAAACAAUAUAACACAGAAAGCAAAGAGGACAGAGGUAACGAAUCUCCGGACGUCAGAGACUUGAGGACCCUCUCCAAUGCUUUGAGUCUAGCGAAGGCCGGGGGAUCAUUAACUGAACAAAUAUAAAUGGCCGCCUUGCCCAGGAAAAACUCCAUGUUGUCCUUUAAAUUGUCCCCCUUUCUGUGGGACAAUGUAUUAAACCUGUCCAGUGCUCUGAAUGGUCUCACUGGGACGAUUUGUUGGAAGACAGCAAAGUCCUAUCAUCAUGUGAGUGGGAAAUUAAAGGGGAGAUUAUAAGGGGAUUUAUAGAGCUCAACCUGCUGAUUAAAACGAUACGUUUGCCAGAUCCAAGCACAAAAUCAUUAUGGUUGAAUAUCACUUUGUCACCUGCAAUGCAAUUGUUCACCUGAUGGUGGCAGCAAAUCAGUCCUGCGAUGAUCAGCGCCGCUACCUAUUGGUCAUUUACACACAAGCAAUGGAUUCAUCUGCAAGGACAUAAAUGUCUUAGAAUAUAAUGGUAACGUUUCUUUUGAAAAAAAACCUCAUGGGAUUGUUUGCAAGAUUUCUGCGGAUCUAAAUCUACAUCAAAGACGCGAUCCUCCAAUGAAUAUUCACUUUUCCAGUGAUGAUUUCUAUCUCCGUGUAGAAACUUACUCUGUGUUUGUUUAACCAAUGGGUUCUAUUGUUAGCGUGGCCAUAAAGGUCCAGCAAAUGAGUAUCACUUAUAAUAAAAGAUAAUGUACCCCCUACUGUAAAUGAUAAGGAUAUUAGAAGUCACUGAGAGGUUGUUCUGUGA
Molecule: messenger RNA, 2359 nt
Organism: Xenopus laevis (African clawed frog)
Lineage: Eukaryota; Metazoa; Chordata; Amphibia; Anura; Pipidae
Exons: 16
Coding region: 1-1689 (562 amino acids)
Source: RefSeq, a predicted model, not a curated record